AUGUGGUCAGACAAUCUUUCAGUGGUUGAACGCGUGACGACCUCGCUGGACCGGAACGUGGUCCGUCGGUCAUGGGACAACGGCGACCUGUGGCUUGUUGCGAGUGAUUGGCUGGAUUGUUUUGGUGCCUCAGACACCCUUUCGAGGACUGGCUACGUGCGUGGAACACUGCCGCUGAUGAGGCGGCAGUGGCCCGCAAUCAGCAACGAUCCUUGGAGCAUGAACACAAGCUGCAAUUGGCGAACGCGUUUUUCGAGACUACAUGCUGCCGGCUACGUUCUUUUUACUUCCACGUGGUUGAGCAACGGCAGACCACCUCCUUUCAGCCUUCUACUGAGAGCAGUGAAGAUCAGGACGGCAGCGCCGCUCUGCUUUGCAGCUGAGUGCAAUGCUUUGACCAAUCCGCGGUAUUUCCUUUUUUCGACGACCAGAGUUUGUCGUCGUCGCUUGGGGAGUUUGCUUGUCGCACUCUGCUCUUGUUGGGCCAAAAACACUUGGCGCCUGCGCUUUCGAAGCCGUUCCUACUUCAAGUACUUGCCGCGUUGA
Messenger RNA from Durusdinium trenchii, 546 nucleotides. NCBI's taxonomy places the organism in Eukaryota, Dinophyceae, Suessiales, Symbiodiniaceae. The record is from the annotation of a GenBank genome assembly.